CUAAAAAGGCCACUCUCUUUCUGCAAGUGGCGGGGUGGCUGAGUUAAACUCCAGAGAGGGUAAAGAAUCAAUAAGUUUUUAUUGCUUCUAUUUGGGCGGCCGUUCGUUUGUUCAUUUUCCCGCUAAAAACUGGGUUAAGAGGAUUGAAGUUUCAAGUUCAACAAAGGACACCAAGACCCCAGGUUUUCUUUUCCCCUUUUCUGAGCUUUCCGUGUCAUUUUGUGUUGAUUAUACGUUAGUUUACAAAUCCCAGAUGGAUGAAUUAGCUGAACCCCAUGAACAAUUGAAAAUUUCCCAAUUCUCUUUACAAAACUCAGAAUCCAAUUAUGACCUGAUUAGCGAUUUGCCGGAUACCCUUCUCUGUCACAUUUUGUCAUUUCUCCCAACAAAAUAUGCCGUGGGCACUUCUAUUCUGUCAACCAGGUGGAAGAAUCUGUUCCCCUUGAUCCCAAAUCUUUUGUUGGUUUUCCAUGAUUCAUUGCUUCUUAAACAUCCCAAUGGAGUAGCUGAAUCGGAUAGGAUGAAGAGCGGGAAACUAGGUUUAUAGGUUUUGUUGGUCUGGUUUUGAACCGGUUACUGGAAAAUGACGCUAGAAUCCGCUCGUUCCACCUCAUAUGUCGGCUGCCACGGUAUAAAGUUUCUGAUAUUGUUUCUUGUUUGGGAGCUGCUACAAGACUUCGUGUGAAAAAUAUUUAUUUUGAUGCCUCAAUGGGCUACUCCAGUGGGACUAAGUUAAUUAGUAGUCUUAGUGGGUGCUAUAACUUAACUUGGUUGAGUUUGGCUAGGGAUUUUCGUUUCUUUCUUCUAAAGGACUUUCCAAUUGUUAAGUUUCCCAAGUUGGAGACGUUGAUUCUUGAUGGUGUCACACUUUCUGACAAUGUGGAAUUGCUCUUUGAUGGAUGCCCUGUGCUCGAAAACUUGGCCAUAACUAUUUGCAUUAUUCAACCUGUAGACACCUUCAGGAUCUGUAUAAUUUUGCUGAAACAUUUGGUUUUAGAAUGGUGCCUCAUUGAUGGUGAUACCACAAUUGUCUUAAACACACCAGAGCUCGAUUGUUUGUGCCACUUUGCCUUUUGUGAUGUAAGCUACUCGUUCGCGAGCAAAUUUGAUCAAAUCCGUGGCCUCUCAAUAAUUUUACGUGCCCCAGUUGGUGAAGAUCCCAACUUUAAUGAUCUCAUGAUAGCUGAAAUUGUUAAGGCGUGUUCUGAAGUCGAGAGUUUGAAUUUGGGAGACUCAGCAAUGGAGGUUCUUCAUCAUUUGUCACUUCCUCUGCCUAUUUUUUGUAACUUAAAGAGAGUUCUACUCAAUGUAGUGGGCUUGGCUGGAUGGAGCUUAUUUGGAAGACUCCUUAAAAAUGCUCCGAAACUUAAUAUAGUAACUCUUGAUAGGGGUUCCAACAUGCUUGAUGGUUACUUUGAUUGCUUUCGGGAAUCAGCCCAAGGCAUUCCUCACUGUCUUGCCUCAAGCAUGAAAGUGGUAGGGAUCUCAGCCUUCAAAGGCCAUGAGGAUGAAAUUAAAUUCAUCGAGUACAUUUUAGAGAAUGGAAAAGUUCUGGAGAAGUUGCAUCUCAGUUUUUGCUUUAACUGGAAGGAAAACUUUGAUGUCUUUAAGAGAAUAGUUGACGCUGGACUGAAAUCAGAGACUUGCAAGAUUAUAUGGCUUUACAAAGACUUGGAUAGUAUUUAUUACGAUAAAUAGUAGUGCUAUUAGAACUCCCUCCAUUGUCUUGCUUGGAUUUUUUACUUUUAAGUAUUAGAAAUGAAAAUCCAAAUGAAAUAAUCAUUUUGGACGGAUGGAGGGAGUAACAAGUGCUUGGUUACAAGAUGGAAUCUUGCGUAGCUUAUGAGGUACUUUUUUUGUCUUUGGAAGUUGAAUGAUCUUUAAUUGCCUGACACCCUAUCUUAAUGAGGUACUUGAUUGUUGAUUUCACAGCUGCUAUAUCAACAAUUAUUUUUCUUACCAACACUUGGUUGUAGUAUUUUGCCAGAUGCUAUAUCAACAUUUAGUUGUUUAAUGGCUUCUUGUUCUUGUAUUCUUCUUGAUUGGAGAAUCUUGUGACUCAUGAAAUUGUUAGUAACAGUCC
Oldenlandia corymbosa var. corymbosa is the source of this 2083-nucleotide messenger RNA. NCBI's taxonomy places the organism in Eukaryota, Viridiplantae, Streptophyta, Magnoliopsida, Gentianales, Rubiaceae. The record is from the annotation of a GenBank genome assembly.